GCAAGUAUGUUCGUCAGUCUGAUUAAACGUUGGUUUUGGUCGUUUUUUGUGAUGUAAAUGUAAAUACAGAUGAUUUGUUAAAAUUUUGCAGCGUUGAGCGUCUUGCGUUUCAAAAACUAAUGUGGGGCCCCACCCCCACAAAAAGCAAGGAUUCAAAUUGGUUUGCAUCAAUAAUGGUGUAUUUGUGGACUUCAACCUAAAUGCAUUAUGGGCACUUUCAGCAGGCUCAGUCCAGGCCUGGAGACACAGAGGGGGGAGAAGAAUAAUUGAUGGAAAAAGAUCAAAAAGACUAAGAAUCCAAGAAGGGUUGGACCGAGGGAAACUGGAGGACGGCUUGGUUGUAGAUACCUGAAAAUGUUCCACCUCUCAUCCAAAAGGCUUCUUCAGUUCCGACAGACUGAUGCUGACGCUGGUAUUUAACCUGGCCAUUAUCAAGACCAUGGACGUCACUUGGUUCAUUAGUGCUCCUGGCUUGUUGUUGGCAGAUGUCAGAGUCUUUGGAGUCACCUGUGUGUGAUUGGCUGUUAAAUCUCCUGGGUAGGGAUGAAUGGACAGUGUUGCAGGUGGGGGAUAAGUGGUGCUGGCCUCCUCCUCUGUUGAGGGUGGCCUCCUUCAGUCUUUCAAACCGCCUCUCCUCCCUAUCAAAAACAUGUACUUCGUUGUCCUCAAAGGAGUGUCCAUCAUCCCUCAAGUGUAGGUAAACUACUGAAUCUUGACCUGAGGACUCGGCCUUCACGUCUUGUUCAAUGGUUGUUUCGUUGAUAUAUAGGGCAGUGUAUUCCUCAUUGCAUUGUCCUACAUCCUGUGUGUACGGUCUUUUUGGAUGGACCGGUUUCUUUUUUACUGUGUUGCUGGGUUUGAAAAAAGCAGUGAUGAGGUGCUUGUUGAAGAUCCUCCGAGUUUCUCAGAUACCCCAGACACAUUGAAUCAUGAUGAUUCUUCUUUUCCUCACCACUCACAGUGGUGGUGUUCUCCCUGGAUUUUGCAGCCAUUUUCACAAAGGUACAGUUAUGGUGUCCACAAGCUUUAAGAACCUCCUUUAGGUGAUUGUGCUCCUUCUUUUGGACCAGAGCAUGUUAACAGCUUGGUGUUGCAGGUUGCUGAUAACUCCCAGCUUAUGUUUAAAUGGUUAAUGAGAGUCAAAGAGUAAAUACUGGUCUGUGUAUGGAGGCUCCUGUCUCCUUCAGUGUGAAUGCUGUUGUUCCUGAUGUUCUCUCAUCUGAACCUUGAUGUUGCUGUCCACUGAGUUGAUGUGAAGGCUUUCACCAGUGGCUCUGUGCAAGUCUUCAAAAUGCUUGUUUUGACCAACCAAGUCCAAAACCCAGAGAUGUUUCAUUGGCUCUCAUAAGUGACAAAGAAAAGCAUCUAAUCCUCACUUUGGAGAAACAAUUUAACCCAUUUAUUUAUACCUGGUGUCCGAGACAGUGGAUAUAAAUAUUAAUGUUUAUCCAUUGUUCAGUUAAACAUGUGUUUCUCUGGUGUGUUGGUGAACAGUGAACUUGUGAACUGAUAUUUAACAACUGAAUGAAAAACAAAGUAAAUGACUGUGUGAACAGAUUCUGAUUAAAUCUUCAGUGGUGCUGUAGGUUAUUGUCACAGGCAGAAACUAAGGCAAGGUGGGCACCUAGUGGACAAACAUAGACACGACUAGAAGAGGUACAACAACACUACAAUUUAAAAUGUAACUUAUUAUUUUUGCAAAAGUUGAUUAUGUUUCAUAAAAACUUGAAAACAAAACCCCUGGAAGUGAUGACCACUGACUGACUGAUAAACACCAACUCUAACAGAUGUUUAUUUACACUGGCUGAUCACUGUCUCUUUCUUCACUGUGGGCCUCAUCUUCUUCCUUUCUCUGCUCUCUACUGCUGAGGUCAAAUCCUUCACACCUGACUUAGAGCUGCAAGAAGAUUACUGAUAUCUAACUAUUAUAUAUUCUAAUGAAGUCUAUACUUCCCUGAAUAGAAACGUGAUAAACUCCACUUUAAAUGUAAGAUUCACUUUUUUCUUAGUUACAUCUGUUGUACCACUGUAUUUAGAGAAUUCUGUCACUUCUCAGCUAAAACCAUAUUUAUAUCCAAAUACAACUGAACCUUAUUCUGUCUCUGAUUUGAUAAAAAGAAAGAGGUUGGCACUUGAAUUCAAAUGGAUUAGUUACCUAUACACUGAUUUGUACUUUGUACUGUUUUUAUCUGUGUAUGGUGAGUAAGUAUGGAGAGUUGAGUUUUUACAUUGUAAAGCGAAUCAAACCGCUCCUCUUCCUGGAAUAAGUCAAAGACUGAUAACCCUCCCUCUUCUUCCUGCUCUCAAACACAGUGAGCUCCACUCUGUCCACAUGUUUCCUUGUUCCCUCCCCUUCAGAUCUACAGUUUGAAGAUGGGUGGAACCAACAUGUGGUGAAGUGCAAGAGCUGAUAGGAACCAUUCACUGCAGAAACACAUGAUGUUUAGAUCAGAGCUCAAACUAGUUCCAGUUCUCAGAAAGUGAAACUCAGACAGUCAUUGUCACUGAGAGGAGAAAUGGCACAGAAAGGAGUUCAGCUGGACCAGGAAACCUUCUCCUGUUCGAUCUGUCUGGAUCUACUGAAGGAUCCAGUGACUAUUCCCUGUGGACACAGCUACUGUAUGAACUGUAUUAAAAGCUUCUGGGAUGAAGAGGAUGAGAAGGAAAUCCACAGCUGCCCUCAGUGUAGACAGACCUUCACACCGAGGCCUGUCCUGAUGAAAAACACCAUGUUAGCAGUUUUAGUGGAGGAGCUGAAGAAGACUGGACUCCAAGCUGCUCCUGCUGAUCACUGCUAUGCUGGACCUGAAGAUGUGGCCUGUGAUGUCUGCACUGGAAGGAAACUGAAAGCUGUCAAGUCCUGUUUGGUUUGUCUGGCCUCUUACUGUGAGAAACACCUGCAGCCUCAUUAUGAUGUGGCUCCAUUAAAGAAACACAAGCUGGUGGACCCCUCCAAGAAGCUCCAGGAGAACAUCUGCUCUCAUCACGAUGAGGUGAUGAAGAUGUUCUGUCGUACUGAUCAGCAGUGUAUCUGUUAUCUCUGCUCUGUGGAUGAACAUAAAGGCCACGACACAGUCUCAGCUGCAGCAGAAAGGACUGAGAGGCAGAGAGAGCUGGAGCUGAGUCGACUAAAAAUCCAGCAGAGAAUCCAGGACAGAGAGAAAGAUGUGAAGGAGCUUCAACAGGAGGUGGAGGCUAUCAAUCGCUCUGCUGAUAAAACAGUGGAGAACAGUGAGAAGAUGUUCACUGAGCUGAUCCGUCUGAUGGAGAAAAGAAGGUCUGAUGUGAAGCAGCAGAUCAGAUCCCAGCAGGAAACUGAAGUGAGUCGAGUCAAAGAGCUUCAGGAGAAGCUGCAGCAGGAGAUCACUGAGCUGAAGAGGAAAGAUGCUGAGCUGAAGCAGCUCUCACACACAGAGGAUCACAACCAGUUUCUACACAACUACCCCUCACUGUCACAACUCAGUGAAUCUACAGACUCAUCCAGCAUCAAGAUCCGUCCUCUGAGGUACUUUGAGGAUGUGACAGCAGCUGUGUCAGAGCUCAGAGAUAAACUACAGGACAUUCUGACAGAGAAAUGGACAAACAUCUCACUGGCAGUGACUGAAGUGAAUGUUUUACUGCCACAACCAGAGCCCAAGACCAGAGCUGAGUUCUUAAGAUAUUCACAGGAAAUUACACUGGAUCCAAACACAGUAAACACAUGGCUGUUAUUAUCUGAGGGAAACAGAAGAGCAAUAUCACUGUGCAGUAAACAGUCUUAUUCUAGUCACCCAGACAGAUUUACUGAUAGAUGGCAGGUCCUGAGCAAAGAGAGUCUGACUGGACGUUGUUAUUGGGAGGUGGAGUGGAGAGGAGGUCGACUUGAUGUGGCAGUCUCAUACAAGAAUAUCAGGAGAACAGGGCGAUCGAGAGAAUCUGGAUUUGGAUACAAUAUCAAAUCUUGGUCAUUAAAUUGUUCCCAAAACAGUUAUGAAUUUUGGUUCAACAAUAUCCAAACUCCAGUCUCAGGUUCUCAGUCCUCUAGAGUAGGAGUGUACCUGGAUCACAGUGCUGGUAUUCUGUCCUUCUACAGCGUCUCUGAAACCAUGACUCUCCUCCACAGAGUCCAGACCACAUUCACUCAGCCUCUCUAUGCUGGAUUUCAGCUUUAUUCUUGUUACGAUGUAACCGCUUUCGGUUUUUCUGGAACCACUGUUGAGCUCUGUAAGCUCAAGUAAACAUAGAAGAUUAGUUAAGUAAAACUACUACUACUACUACACUCACGUCUGAGUGUAGUAGUAAUAUGAUGUUCUAAUAGCAAACAUAUUUGAAAACAUAAUGUAAAUUGUGUGAGGGCUAUGUAACUGAAUUUAGACUAUUAUGCGGGCAGAUAAUAUUUAGACAAACUGUAACUUAACAGUUAAAUCAAACGGUUAUCGUCUUGCAUGUUUUUAUCUUUCAAACCUCAACAUAGAAGUUUUAUUUAUCCAAAUCUAAAGCUGAACCAUAGAUGUGUCAGAUCGGUAAUCACUAGUUAACUAUUCUUUCUUCUAGAUGUAAUGACUUGUAUAUUUGUAUUGCUGCUGUAAUAUAUUCAAAUAGUUUUCUGCCACUUUAAUCAUCUACACUUAUCAUCUUGGGAAGUUAUAUGGUAUUAGGUAUUAGGUAUUAGGUAUUUCCUGAAUUUCUUAACAUUAUGAACAUGCUUGUGGUUCCUGAAUCUUUGCCUUUGUGGUUUGUUUUAUUUUAUUCAAAUGUUGACAUUUCUGUUGAUGUCACACUGGAAAAACCAACAUGUGUCAUUUGUGUCAUUUGAUUGAAUGAAAACCGAUUCCUGGUUCAUAUGGAGAAAUGAUAUGAAGUGCUGUAAUAGUCACCAACAACAUGGGAUUUCUGAGAGGGACUUAAGCUCAGCUCUGUACAAUUGUUUGACAUGAUGACAAACACAAACAUCAUUGAGCAGAUUCAGAUCAUUUUAUCAUCCAGAGAGAUUUGAUACAGCAAAUGUUCAUGAAAUCACUGAACAAGUCAUUUAACAGACUUUACUGAUUAAAUGUGUGAACAAACUGAAGGUUUACAUCAUGAAUAAAGUUGUUUUUCCUGAUGAACAAAUCAAA
Lates calcarifer (barramundi perch) is the source of this 5096-nucleotide messenger RNA. Its product is annotated as tripartite motif-containing protein 16. Gene Ontology annotation, molecular function: protein binding; zinc ion binding. The transcript has a single exon. Bases 2517 to 4217 code for a protein of 566 amino acids. The record is from RefSeq and is a predicted model, not a curated record. NCBI's taxonomy places the organism in Eukaryota, Metazoa, Chordata, Actinopteri, Centropomidae.